Molecule: messenger RNA, 3590 nt
Organism: Brienomyrus brachyistius
Lineage: Eukaryota; Metazoa; Chordata; Actinopteri; Osteoglossiformes; Mormyridae
Gene: stradb
Product: STE20 related adaptor beta
Exons: 13
Coding region: 362-1639 (425 amino acids)
Biological process (GO): protein phosphorylation
Molecular function (GO): protein serine/threonine kinase activator activity; ATP binding; protein kinase activity
Source: RefSeq, a predicted model, not a curated record
GCGACUUUGUUUUCGAUCCACCACGUCCAUUUAUAUUGUUCGUCAUUGUCAAAUCGGUGGGGAACAGCAGACGCUGCAGAGCGCUGGCAUUUCUACAACUUUUAACUCUGUGUUAAUACGGUUUGCGCGUUAGUGAAAGUCAACUUCAUUCUGUGCAAUUUUGCCUGUCAAGGUGGAAAGUUAUGCUGUAAAUUAGAUAUAAUAAUCGCGAAGUCAAACAAUGGAAAUGGAGAGCGCACCGUUUGCCGAAAUCUGAAGGCAGAGAUCGUGGUGGGAAAUCCUUACCCGCUUUGAAUGCGAGCAGAGCGGCGAACUGAAGGAUAAAUGCCCCCGCCGAGAUCGACGUGGACCCGGCGAUUCCAUGUCUUUCUUGGACUGCUCCUGCAUAUCCAACACCCAGGUCCACUCUUUCAGCAUUGAGGACCACUAUGAGGAUGUCAGCCAACAGCACUUGAGCAGAGAUGGGUCAACGUGUGCUGUGAGUGGGGCAGCUGACAGUGAUGACCUCGCCUCGCUCUCCGCUGAUGCUUCCCAUUACCAGCUUCUGUCAGAGCUGGGGUGGGGCUUCAACAACCUGAGUCAGGUGUGUAUGGCGCGACACAUGCCGUCUGGCCGGCUGGUGGCAGUGAAGCGCACCAACCUGGAUCGCUGUACCGAGGAUGAGCUGCUACAGCUGCUGAACGAGGUACUACUGUGUCGGCUGUUCCGCCACCCCAACCUCCUGACGUCACGCCUGGUAUUCGGCUUCUGCUGCCAGCUGUGGGUCCUCACGCCCCUCGUUAGUUAUGGCUCGGCAGACGCCCUUCUCAGGACGUAUUUCCCGGAUGGCAUGAGCGAGUCCCUCAUCGCAUACCUUCUGCACGGUGUCCUCAAGGGCCUGGAGUACCUACAUGAGAUGGGAUACGUGCACAGAGGCGUGAAGGCCAGCCAUAUUCUGCUGUCCACCGAGGGCCGUGUCUACCUGUCGGGACUGCACAGCGCCUACAGCCUGGUGCGGGACGGCCGGCGGCUGCAGGCCGUGUAUGACAUGCCGCAACACAGCCCUGCCCUGCUGCCCUGGCUUAGCCCAGAACUCCUUCGACAGGAUCUCCAUGGAUACGGGGUAAAGUCGGACAUCUACAGCCUGGGAAUCGUGGCCUGUGAGCUGGUCAGCGGGCGGGUGCCCUUCCAGGACAUGCACCCCACUCUGAUGCUGCUUCAGAAGUUGCGUGGUACACAUUGCUGCCUGUUGGACGUGGCCCCCUUCCCCCUGGGAGAGAUGGGGGGCCUCAAGGUGUCCCGCUCAGGUGUGGACUCUGGCAUCGGAGAGAGCGUGGCUACAGGCAGCCUGACCCGCGCCGUGGCCCCGGACCGGCCGCAGAGCCCGACGCUGAAGAACCACUCGGCCACCUUCCACAACUUGGUACAGCUGUGCCUGCAGCAGCAGCCGGAGCGCCGACCAUCUGCCUCUGCAUUGUCGACACACACUUUCUUCAGACAGGUGAGACGACACACCCGGGACUCCUUCCUCAGCCUCAUGUACCCGGCCAUACCCUUUUCCAGUCCCCUGGACACACCUACGUCGCACCCCCUUUUCCCGCCCUGCCACGGCCUCGCCCCCCGGGUGGACUCUCAGGAUGGGGCUUGGGACUUUUCUUAGUUUCCUUCAACCCCCACCACUCCCUAAAUGACCAGCACUGCUUCCAGAAACCAGAAUACUACAUUUUCCAUUGCCCAGGUGAGAUAUUUAUUAUUUUUGCUUUUUGUAAGACCUGGUCCAGUGAGGCAGAAGCUGUGUCACUGAAGAGCUGUGAAUAGUCUGCUUUCUGCAGCCUCGGCUGAAAGGAUCAGCCCCAACCUACAGGAAUGUGAAUGCAGGGCGACUGGCCUUGUCUGCAGUGACAGCACAGGCGGUCUGACCUGGCCUUGUCUGCAGUGACAGCACAGGCGGUCUGUCCUGACCUUGUCUGCAGUGACAGCACAGGCGGUCUGACCAGGCCUUGUCUGCAGUGACAGCACAGGCGGUCUGACCUGGCCUUGUCUGCAGUGACAGCACAGGCGGUCUGACCUGGCCUUGUCUGCAGUGACAGCACAGGCGGUCUGUCCUGGCCUUGUCUGCAGUGACAGCACAGGCGGUCUGACCUGGCCUUGUCUGCAGUGACAGCACAGGCGGUCUGUCCUGACCUUGUCUGCAGUGACAGCACAGGCGGUCUGACCAGGCCUUGUCUGCAGUGACAGCACAGGCGGUCUGACCUGGCCUUGUCUGCAGUGACAGCACAGGCGGUCUGACCAGGCCUUGUCUGCAGUGACAGCACAGGCGGUCUGACCUGGCCUUGUCUGCAGUGACAGCACAGGCGGUCUGACCUGAUCUUGUCUGCAGUGACAGCACAGGCGGUCUGACCUGGGCUUAGGCCUGGGUUCCCUCUGCCCCGUCUCUCGGGAUAUUUUCUGUGUUUUGCCUUGUUUUUUCGUUCAUGUUUAUGCGUGCGUCUCAACCAGGGCAUAGAUGGUGAAUUUCUCCAAAGAACCGGUUUGUUCCCAGCAGAGCCCACAUUCUGCCCCACCUGUGAAAAUGACAUUAAAAAUAUGUUGAUUUUUUUUCCAGUGUAUUUAUAACACUAGACGCCUUUUGGUUUGAGCACUUGCCGUCCCGUGUUAAUGAGGGUGGUACUACCUGCAUUACAUGUACUGUUGUUUGUGUGUCCUCCCUCUUGCUUAGAGUUAGUUAUUUCUGGAGUGACUAGUGACUGCAAUAUUCAUCAGUGUUCCUUUGCAAUUCCAGUCAGUUAUUGAACUGCACAUACAUGAAUCGGUAAUGUGAUUUGACAAUGUCUGUGUGUGUGUGUAUAUCCCCCUUGAAAUGUCCUGCUUUGGUUCUGAAUCAACGGUAUUGUGGGGAACAUGCGUUACUACAGCAUAUCAUAUACCUCCAUACGAGGAAUAUUUCAGUGUUCUUGAUCAGUGUUCUGUACCUUGUGACAGAAGAAGCCCACAUUCCCUCACGACGGCAUCCUGUAGGGUGACGUCCCGACAGCAGAAAUUCUCUGCCAGAGCACGGUCAACAUCAGAUGUAUGGCUGCUAUACAUGUUUAAAUGAAGUAUCCGCAAAGUCUGUCAUAUGGCUAUCCGCCUGUCAUAUGGCUAUCCGCCUGUCAUAUGGCUAUCUAUAUUUUACAGAUUAUUUUUAUAUUGUCAUCCUACCAAGUCAACUUAAUAAUCUUAAAAUUAUACAUUACUCCAGCUACUUUUUCCCUUAACAUUUUUGUUCAUGGAAGUAUCUUAUUUUCCCUAUUGAUGCGGUUCCAAUCACUCUUUUUCCCUGGUCAAGACAUCAAAACGUCAAGAGCAAAGUGGCGCGUUGUGACUGAUCUGCACGGCGAUGCCACCAUUCCUGUGCAUUGUACACACGUUUGUAUUGUACAGCUACCUUUGUACGGUUGACUUGAGAUGCUGUUUCACCCUUGCAUUUUAUAUAUUGUGAAGGGAAACCUGUAUAACACAUUUUGACUGUAAAAUACCUUGUGUGCGUUUUUCAAACUGUAUUCUUAAUCUGUUUAUAUGUGUGUGAAUCCUUUUUGUAUAAUAAAAUAUAAGCAUGACAAGGAACCCCA